CUCCUUCCUCCGCCUCUUUCUCUGUCUCCUCGAAAGAGAAAAGGACAGAGUGAAACGGUAACAUCUAAACACGUCCUUUUCCGUCCUACUAUGUCUAUGGAGACCCAUAAUUCCUUCAAAAUUUCCUUCCCUGCUUUAACAUUUUCACACAUUUCGUUUUAAAUUCAGCAUUUCUACUCAUCUUUCUGGUGAAUUGUCUUACUGCAUCGCUCAAUUCCGGCAGCCGGCUGAUAUACUUGGCGUUAAGGCUCAUGGCUCAACGGGAAGAAGGGUGGCCUCUUGGUCUCCCACUGAAUGCGAGAAUUGGGUUCUUGAGGAAUCUCGAUCUCUCUGGAUCAGUUUCUUUCAGUACUCUGCUCACUGCUUCCCCCACUUCCUCCACCGUUUCUUCAUCAGAUCUUGAUACAGAGUCAACUGGAUCUUUCUUCCGUGAUAAAAGCAUCACUCUCGGGAGCCUGAUUGGUGUCUCCAGCAUUCUGGAGCUCACACAGAGAUCGACCAGGAGAAGAAGAAUGGAAAACAUAAAGGACCAGAAGAAUUACAAGACUAGCAGACCCUGGCUGUUUUCAUUGUGUUCAAAGCUAAGCACUGAUGCUGUGGAUACGAGCACCACUCCUUCUCUAGGCCAUUUUCUUGAAGCUGAGAGGAAAGCCGCUAAUGUGUACAGAAGGAAUCAGAGCCCGGUUGCUCCUGACUCUGGUGAUUUCUCCCCAGUUACAAUGCCUGAAGCAAAUUCGAUAUUUGUUGGUGAUCAUGUUGAUCCUCAUUCUGAAGCUGCAUUGGGGAUAGCAGGUAGCAGGAAAGCAGGCAGGGAACUUCUAAGGCAUGGCAAUGGUUAUGGAGUCCCCUUACCAUUUCCAUGCAUGUGUGGACAACUAAUUGAAUGAUGACUUACCAUUGAACAUUUUACGUGUUUUGUUUCUUCAGAUUUACUUUCUGGAUCCUGAGGAUUUCAAAGUUUCAUUGUUUGUAUAAACCUGUUUGGAUGAAUUCUAAAGCACUAGUUGACUUCAACAAAAUUUUCAUAGAACC
Rubroshorea leprosula is the source of this 1032-nucleotide messenger RNA. The record is from the annotation of a GenBank genome assembly. NCBI's taxonomy places the organism in Eukaryota, Viridiplantae, Streptophyta, Magnoliopsida, Malvales, Dipterocarpaceae.